This is a messenger RNA of Impatiens glandulifera, 1108 nucleotides long. RefSeq names its product DNA-directed RNA polymerase III subunit RPC6. Gene Ontology annotation, biological process: transcription by RNA polymerase III. NCBI's taxonomy places the organism in Eukaryota, Viridiplantae, Streptophyta, Magnoliopsida, Ericales, Balsaminaceae. Bases 160 to 852 code for a protein of 230 amino acids. Gene Ontology annotation, cellular component: RNA polymerase III complex. The transcript is spliced from 2 exons. The record is from RefSeq and is a predicted model, not a curated record.
UAUUUCCUUUUUUCUUUUUGCAGCCUCACCAUAAGCCCAUAAGGCCCACACAGGCCCACUCCCAAUUCCCAAACCCCCUCUUCUCUCUCGAUCAUUCUCUCUCUCUCUUGAUCAUCCGCCGUCCGUGAGCCGUCCACCGUCGUCGUCCAGGUUAGCAAAAUGAGCAGGAUAAGGAAAAGAGAAGAUCCAGUUUCAAUGGCCCAAAAUCACGAAACUACACUCUUAACUAUAAUAAAGAGUAAAGGAGACAUGGGUAUUUUUAAAGGCGACCUAAAACGAGAGGCACUACUCUCAGAUCCAAUGAUUAACAAAGCACUAAAAAUGCUUCAAGCAAAAGAGCUAAUAAAAGAAGUAAUCAACAUUAGAAGCAAAGGUAGGAAGCAUUACAUGGCAAUGGAAUUCGAACCAUCAAAAGAACUCACAGGCGGAACCUGGUACAGCGAAGGCAAACUGGACAAGACUUUCAUCGAUUCUCUCAGAACCACAUGUUACAGAAUCAUAAGUAAGAUGAAAGUUGCUUCUGGCGAAACGAUCUCAGAUUUCAUAAAGAAGAACAAAAUCACCACAGUUGAGUGCACAACAGGACAGGUCAACGAGAUAUUGAGAUCAAUGGUGUUGGAUAACGAGAUCUUUGAAAUUAAAAGCAACGGUAUGGGAGAGUGCCAUUCGAUUCCUAUUGGAAUGGUUUGCUAUCGAGUUGCAACUGGAGUGUCACUUAAUAAACAGGGGGGAAGUGUUGGUGCGAUGGCUUCGGUUCCUUGUGGUGUUUGUACAAGAAUCAGUAAGUGCACACCGGAUGGUGUUAUUUCUCCGAAGUCGUGUGCGUAUUUUCAGAAAUGGUUAGAUUUUUAGUAAGUAAACUCACUUUUUAGUCACGGUUUUUGUUAUUAUUACUAUAAUUAGGUUAUUUACACCGCAAGGUGUUAUUUCUCCGAAGAAGUUGUGUGCGUAUUUUCAGAAAUGGUUAGAAGUACACUCACUUUUUAGUCAUGUUUUUUUGUUAUUAUUACUAUAAUUAGGUUAUUUCCGUGAUAAAACAUUCUUGAAAUGUUUUCAGAUUAUUGUGUUUUAAUACUUUUAGUACCAAGUAUACUAAAUAAUUUGUGCA